Molecule: messenger RNA, 2049 nt
Organism: Suillus subalutaceus
Lineage: Eukaryota; Fungi; Basidiomycota; Agaricomycetes; Boletales; Suillaceae
Product: voltage-dependent anion channel
Exons: 8
Biological process (GO): sulfite transmembrane transport; transmembrane transport
Cellular component (GO): plasma membrane
Molecular function (GO): sulfite transmembrane transporter activity
Source: RefSeq, a predicted model, not a curated record
GGGACUGGUUCAAUUGCCAUACUUUUCCACAACUUUCCUUAUGCAAAUGAUUCGCCAGUAAUGCGAGGGUUUGCACUCGGCUUUUUCUUCCUCAAUCUCGUGCUCUUCAUGCUUUUCAGCGCCAUCACUGCGACUCGAUACAUUUUCUUUCCUGGCAUCUGGUCUCACAUGAUACGACAUCCUGUACAGAGCUUGUAUAUCGGCACAUUUCCGAUGGGUGCAACUACGUUAAUAAAUGUCGCCAGUAGCGAUAUAUUCCAGACAUAUAGUUUUGGAGGCAAGCCGUUUAUCUAUACGGUGUGGGCAUGUUGGUGGAUCAACGUUGCAAUUUCAAUGGCAUGCUGCUUUGGCAUGAUGCACGUUAUGAUUACUCUCCAACAGCAUUCGCUUAAGUCUAUGACGACUGCCUGGCUUCUUCCUGUCGUAACCCUUGUCGUCGGAUCUUCUUCUGGAGGCGUGCUCGUGCCAGCGCUUCAGGUCUAUUCCCCCUCGUAUGCGUUGUUGACGGCGACGUUCUCCGCGUGCAUGGUUACAAUAGGUCUCAGCCUUUCCCUUAUGCUACUCACGAUAUACAUCCUUCGGCUGGUUGUAUACGGUUACCCCACGGGUGCAUCAAUCCUGUCCGUUUUUCUUCCCGUCGGUCCUUGUGGUCAGGCAGCAUAUUCGCUCUUAAUGCUGGGGUCCUCUUUCCGUUCACUAUUACCUCUGAAUUAUGGUGAUGCCGGCGGAUUAUUGCGACAGCCUGGAACUGGUGAAGUAGUGGAGGUGAUAUGUGUGGUUGGUUCUAUGGUUCUAUGGUCACUGGCGAGUAUGUGGAUACUCUUUGCGAUGCUCGGUCUUGGCUACGCCCUUCGUCGGGAACGCAUUGAAUUCCGAUUGUCAUUCUGGGGAACAGUUUUUCCUAACGGAGUAUACGCAAAUCUCAACUUGGCCUUGGCAACAACAUUUUCGUCGACGUUCUUUCGUGUGUGGGGUUCAAUAUAUUCGGUGGGGACGCUGAUAUUGUGGGUGUGUAUUGCCUUGCCUACAAUACAAAUGGUCCCAAGCGGUCGUAUAUUUGACGCCCCGAAUUUUACCUGGGCCUGGCAUACAGUGAUUAUGGGCACUGGGGGCACGUCUGCCCUGCUCCACGCAUUUCCGUACGGGAACGGUAGUCCGGCGAUCAAGGUCGUGACUUUGAUCGUUUUUUCCCUUAAUCUCCUGCUCUUUAUCUUGUUUACUGGGGCGACCAUCGCGAGAUACAUAAUGUUCCCUGACACCUGGUCCAAGAUGAUCCGACAUCCAACUCAGGGCCCACUCAUGGGCGCAUUUCCAGCAGGAGCUACGACGUUGAUUAAUAUAGCAUUGGUAGCCAAUCAAGAAUGGAACUUUGGAGGUACUGGGUUUUUAUAUACCCUCUGGGGUUGCUGGAUGGUGGAGCAGAAACACACCCUAGAUACCAUGACUGCUUUAUGGCUACUGCCAGCUAUCAGUCUUAUCGUUGCAUCUUCGACCGGCGGUUUACUCUCCACUGCACUUAAAGCUCAGUCGGUGAAGUUCGCCAUCUUAACGGCGCUGUUCUCGUUGACUAUGGUUAUCAUUGGUCUCAGUCUCGCGUUGAUGAUGAUAACGGUGUACCUUGUACGCCUUGUCAUAAGCGGUCCGCCAGAGAAGCUGCUCAUUUUGUCUACUUUCGUCACAUUGGGUCCCUUUGGUCAAGGAGGAUACUCGCUGCUUAUUAAUGGCCAGAACCUCAUACCCUUUUCCAUCACGUAUCAAGGAUUGAUUUUCCCGAAUGCCGUAUUUGCCCUUCUUUCGGUGCAGCUUGGGAAUGUACUCAAUAGCGACGUUUUCCGUGGAUUUGGUGCAGCGUGGACAGUUAUUGUCUUUAUUCUGUGGCUGAGUAUCUUUGCAAGAACCAGCCUAGCAGUCAUCGACAGGUCCAUAUUUGUUGCGCCAGAUAUCGCAGUUCCACUCUUGCCACUUGAUAUGAACGACUGUAUAAAUCCUGCGGGAACCAGUCAUACUAUGCCAGCUAUGCAUCAAUUACAUCCCCGACUCUCACGUUAG